GAUGCAAAAAGAAACAACAACAACAACAACAACAAAGAUAAGAGAGAGAAACACAAGAAAAGCUUCUUAGAGAGAGAAAAUUCCAUUAAUGGCGUCUUCAGCACCACUACAAUUCAGCGAAUCAACCGCUGCUACAUCAACACACAUUCUAUUCCACUCUCUCUCCUCUCCUACUUCUCUCCGCCACCGCGUCAAUCUCUCUCCUCUGACUCAAAAACGCCGUUAUUCUCCUCCUAAAGCAUGCUCUUCUUCGCCGCAACCGCAACCACAAACGCAACCACAACCGCGCAGACAGUUUCUAGCGCAUUCGGCUGCCGCUGUUGCGUUGAGUCUCUCUCCUCUGGUAGCGAAAUCGGAGGAUGCGUUAUCGGAAUGGGAGAGAAUUUACCUUCCUAUUGAUGCUGGUGUUGUUCUUCUUGAUAUCUCUUUUGUUCCUGAUGAUCCUAAUCACGGAUUUUUGUUAGGGACUAGGCAAACGAUUUUAGAGACAAAGGAUGGGGGACAGUCUUGGGUGCCGCGUAGUAUAGCAUCAGCUGAAGAAGAGGAUUUUAAUUACAGGUUCAACUCUAUAAGCUUCAGAGGGAAGGAAGGUUGGAUAGUUGGUAAGCCUGCAAUUCUAUUGUACACUAAUGAUGCUGGGGAAAACUGGAAAAGGGUACCAUUGAGUUCUCAGCUUCCAGGAGAUAUGGUGUAUAUAAAGGCAACAGGUGACAACAGUGCAGAGAUGGUAACUGAUGAGGGAGCAAUAUACAGUACUUCAAAUGGGGGUUAUAACUGGAAGGCUGCUGUACAGGAGACUGUUUCGGCUACUCUUAACAGAACAGUCUCAAGCGGUAUUAGUGGUGCAAGUUACUACACGGGUACCUUCAAUACUGUGAAUCGUUCCCCAGAUGGAAAAUAUGUUGCGGUUUCAAGCCGUGGAAACUUCUUUUUAACUUGGGAACCUGGCCAGGCUUACUGGCAGCCACAUAACCGAUCAAUUGCAAGAAGAAUUCAGAACAUGGGUUGGAGAGCUGAUGGUGGUCUUUGGCUGCUUGUACGUGGUGGUGGGCUGUAUCUAAGCAAAGGUUCCGGGAUAUCCGAGGACUUUGAGGAAGUGACUGUACAAAGUCGUGGUUUUGGCAUUCUCGACGUUGGAUAUCGCUCACAGGAUGAAGCUUGGGCAGCUGGAGGAAGUGGGAUACUAUUACGAACCACCAAUGGUGGCAAGUCCUGGACGCGUGACAAAGCAGCUGAUAACAUAGCUGCGAAUCUUUAUUCUGUGAAGUUUAUUGAUGAAAAGAUAGGGUUUGUGCUCGGAAAUGAUGGAGUUUUGCUUAGAUAUCUUGGAUGAAGAUGUUCUAUACUUAUGGUUCUUCAGUGAUUGUGGUCAGAGUUUUUGUAUCAGUUUAUGAGCCCCCUUACAAUUUUAUCUUGUGCCCAAGGAAGCAGAAAUGAUUCUUUUCAUUGUCAACAUAUAUGAUAUUGUAAUUAUAAUAGGAUCUUUUGUUUUUGUAUCAAGCUGUUAUAUACCAAUAUUGUUGGAAAUCCAUUCUCUUUUUUGAGGAAGACCAUGACUAAUUGGAUUUGAUCAGCAUGAACUGGUUUUGUACAUUUCAAGAAGUUUCUAAGAAUAUCUAUAGUUUGAGCCUAA
Beta vulgaris subsp. vulgaris (sugar beet) is the source of this 1633-nucleotide messenger RNA. Its product is annotated as photosystem II stability/assembly factor HCF136, chloroplastic. Gene Ontology annotation, molecular function: protein binding. The coding region runs from base 89 to 1333 and encodes 414 amino acids. The record is from RefSeq and is a predicted model, not a curated record. The transcript is spliced from 9 exons. Lineage: Eukaryota; Viridiplantae; Streptophyta; Magnoliopsida; Caryophyllales; Amaranthaceae.